GUUGAGAGCAUAUCUGUCACGGAAGGUUUUCUUUACAUUUUCUUUCUGUCCUUUUUCUUUUUUUCUUUCUUUUUUUCACGUCGAACCAGUGGCAGCUGGAGCAGCGGCUUUUCCGGCGGUGCCGUAUAAAUUGAGCUGGUAACGCACCCCAGAUCACAAGAGGCGCUCCGUCGCUCGUAGAGUUUACCUCCAACAGCCCACACCACUGUGACUGUUCGGCUUCUAUAGUUGCGCAUUGCGCAGUUCGCCAAUUGGCUGCCGUGUUGUACGGAGGAUACGUGCUCUGUUCUGUUCGAGAGAGAACAUGAAGAACCAAGUUGUGGCCAUCUUCGUGAUCCUCUGCUUCACCUCUGCUACGGUGAACGCUAAUGCUGAAGUGGAAGCUGUCAUCGAGCAAUUGAAGUCCUUGGUGCGAGAUUUCGUGCCUGACAAGGCCAAGGUAGAGGAGUACAUGACCAAGAUAGACAACGCGCGCCAGUGCCUCUCCAUCGCCAAGGACAUGAACCCGGAAAUAAUCAAGCAGCUUGCUAAGGGAGCCAUUCCAACAGUCAUGGAGUGUGGUCGCAAAUUUAUCGACGUGAAGGACCCUCAAGAAAGGGCGACUUCGAUCAGGGAAUGCUUAGUAGAAAAAGCGAACAACUUCAAGCAAUCCAGCGGAAUGACGCCCGACGAAAUGAAGAUGUUCGACGAUGCUUCGGCCUGCCUCCAAGAGCAAGCCAAAGGAGUCGUGUAAUCUGCGUCUAGAAAUUAAGCAUAGUUGAAAAAGUGCUAUAUGGCGUAUAGAAAGGGUCACAGCGCCUCAACGAGUUUUGCCAAGUGCCGAA
Rhipicephalus sanguineus (brown dog tick) is the source of this 824-nucleotide messenger RNA. RefSeq lists its product as uncharacterized. Lineage: Eukaryota; Metazoa; Arthropoda; Arachnida; Ixodida; Ixodidae. The record is from RefSeq and is a predicted model, not a curated record. The coding region runs from base 305 to 733 and encodes 142 amino acids. The transcript is spliced from 6 exons.